GAUUUUAUGGCAGUGCAUCAAAGACUUUCAGGAUAAGGAUAGAACUGUGGUUCUCACAUCGCACAGCAUGGACGAGUGUGAGGAGCUCUGUAAUCGACUGGCCAUCAUGGCUGAUGGCAAAUUUAAAUGCCUAAAUAAUAUUUGCGCCUUAAAACGCUUAAGCGGCUUUACCAUUAAAUUAAAAAUGAAUAUUGAUACGGAAACAGAGAACAACGUGAUGACUAUUACCAACACGUUAAAGGAUCUAUUUAAGGACUUGGAUUUGCGCGAGAGCCACGCUGGAACAUUAACUUAUUUUGUAAAAACUGAAGAGCACAUAAUUUGGUCAAAUGUGUUUAAGAUAACGAAGGAUUAUCUAGAGGGUGAACUAGAGAUCUUGUCGAGUAUUACUCAGUGAAUGAGUGCACACUGGAAGACAUAUUCUUGAAAUUCGACAAGCAAAAGUCAUCGCCACGGGCAGGUUCGAUUAACUACGUUUGAAUCUGCCCGUGAACCAUUGAUCAUGAAUCUACGGUCACGCAUCAAAUUCAUUGCUGUAGUAUAUAAGGCACCAAGCACCACAUUUCUUUAUAACUUUACAAGUAUUUCU
Molecule: messenger RNA, 589 nt
Organism: Drosophila innubila
Lineage: Eukaryota; Metazoa; Arthropoda; Insecta; Diptera; Drosophilidae
Product: ATP-binding cassette sub-family A member 17-like
Exons: 2
Coding region: 68-397 (109 amino acids)
Source: RefSeq, a predicted model, not a curated record